Molecule: messenger RNA, 6089 nt
Organism: Anarrhichthys ocellatus (wolf-eel)
Lineage: Eukaryota; Metazoa; Chordata; Actinopteri; Perciformes; Anarhichadidae
Product: junction-mediating and -regulatory protein-like
Exons: 10
Coding region: 593-3262 (889 amino acids)
Biological process (GO): Arp2/3 complex-mediated actin nucleation; 'de novo' actin filament nucleation; intrinsic apoptotic signaling pathway by p53 class mediator
Cellular component (GO): cytoplasm; nucleus
Molecular function (GO): actin binding; transcription coactivator activity; Arp2/3 complex binding
Source: RefSeq, a predicted model, not a curated record
UCUGCCUGUAAAUUCCGAUAUUUCUUACAGCACGUGAAGCCAACGUUAUUAUUUUGCGUCUGUGGGCUUCUUGGGCAAACGAUGAAGAAAACAUGGUGAUGUUAUGAGUUUGGAGACGAUGCUAACCUUUCAGAAGAUAUCAAUAUAAAAACAAAUAUCCUUGUCACGCGUUUUCAUGCCUCAGCUUGCUGUAUUUGAACAAUGUACGCAGCUGUUGUGGGGAUGGUUACUUUGAGAUGAGAAGAGAGGUCUGGAGCCGAGAGACCGAGAAUAACGGAACACAGCUGACCUGGUAAACAAACAGUCGCAUGUUAUGUGUCAGAGUUGAGUCUUGUAUGGUUGCAGGAGGUUGGGAUAGGCAGACAUCCAGUGGGCCAGAGGAUGUAAAAUGACACCGCACUGCUCCAAAUUCAUCCGCUUGAGCGAAGGAGGAUAACCCUUCAGGCAAAAUAUCGGAGAGAAAACAGUGUUUGUUAAACGCUGUUUUAUCACAAUAAACACAUAACAUUUCACUGUAUCCGGCUCUCAAACAGUGCCAAAGGAGGGUUUUUGUCGGCGCGAGCAGUGUUAUUGCUUUUAUUCCAUCGCAGACAUGUCCUUCACGAUGGAGGAUAGUGUGGAGUCGGGAUGGGUGGCCGUCCGACCAAAUGCGUUUGAGGAGAGGGAAAGGCAUAAAUUUGUUUUUAUCGUCGCCUGGAAUGAAGUGGAGGGUAAAUUUGCCAUUACGUGUCACAACAGGACGGUGCAGAGGAGAAGCUUUGGUAGGGAAACACUACCGACUGGUCGGGAUGUGGACCAAACAAAAUGGCCCGAAAGUCCCGUCAGAGAUAAAGUAUCUAAGAGCCCUAGCAAAGGAGCCAAGGAGGCUGUGGUUAAAGGAUGCAGCCCUAAGAAGUCCGUGACAGCAACAAAAUCAAGUGCUGUCAAAAUUCAAACUGUGACUAAAUCUGCAGCAUCUCCCAUUAGUCCUGAUAACGAGGUGCUGAGAUCACUAAGAGAGGACCUCUUGUCCCCCUCACUGGAUAGCUUGGACCUGGAGGAAAUGGACUUUCUGAGCAGGGAGGACUGCAGCUGGGCCGGACUCUUCUCCUUCCAGGACCUCCGGUCGAUUCACCAGCAGCUGUGCUCGGUGAACUCGGACCUGGAGCCCUGUCUCCCGGUGUUUCCGGAGGAACCAGCCGGUAUGUGGACGGUGCUGUUCGGCCAGGCGGAAGUACCCGAGACCGAAAUGGAUGAGCUUUGCUACAGUUUACAGAUGUACCUCGGCCACGUGCUCGAUACGUGCGGAUGGAAGAUCCUUUCGCAGGUUCUGUUCACGGAAAACGACGACCCAGAUGAGUACUAUGAGAGCCUGAGCGAGCUGAGGCAGUCCGGCUACGAAGAGGCGCUCAACCGUGCAACAAAACACCUGCAGGAGCUGCUGGAGAAGCACAAGACCAUGGACAGCAUGGUGGAGCUGUUGGAGCUGUAUAAGGAGGAAGAUGAGACCUGUGGAGGACUGCUGGAGGCCUCCACACAGCUAUACCAGUACCUGCUGCAGCCCUUCAGAGACAUGAGGGAACUGGCAAUGCUACGCAGACAGCAGAUCAAGAUUUCCAUGGAGAAUGACUACUUGGGCCCAAGGAGGAUUGAAGCUCUAAAAAAAGAGGACUUUGACUGGCAGAAGAAAGCUCAAGAGGCCGUCCUCAACAUCCAGGAGUUUACUAUAAAAUACUUUGAGAUCACUGCCAGAGCCCAGAAAGGGGUGUAUGAGCGUAUGAAGGUGGACCAGCGUAAGUUUGGUAAAUCCUCAUGGACAGCAGCGGUGGAGCGCAUGGAGAGACUCCGCUACUCUGUCGCCAAAGAAACACUGCAGCUCCAGAGAGCCAGGGAGAUCUGUCUGGAGCAGAGGAAACGCACACUUCGAGAGGAGAUGCAGAGUCUGUGUAGCAGUAAAGAUGCCAUGGCCCUCUUAGACCACAUGGAGACACAGUACUAUGAGCGCCAGCUCCAACUGUACGACAUCCAGGCUGAGAUACUGCAGUGUGAAGAGCUGCUCCUCACCGCUCAACUAGACAGCAUUCGCAGACAGAUGUCAGAGUUUCAAGAUGAGGUGGUGUACUAUGACACCUUCGAAAGUGCAGAUGAUAUAAAAGAGGACAAUACUGCAGAGAGAGAAGAGCUGCGCAGACUUCAGGUCAGCGGUCGUCAGCUGGAGGCGAGAAGGGGGCGCAUCACUGCCAAGCGCUCCUAUCUGAGGAACAAAAGGGAGAUCUGUGUAUCUAACCAUAGUCAGAAGCAGCAGACACGUCAAACCAUCCAGAAGGACUCCAUAUCCCACCAGCUGAAAAAUGAAGAAGAGGAAGACGAGGAAAAGAAGAAUAGCAGAGUUAGUCAGGAGAGGCAGAGAACUCUAGACAGACUACGCACUUUCAAGCAGCGGUACCCAGGUCAGGUGAUUCUGAAGUCCAUUCGACUACGCGUGGCCCACACCAGAAGAAGAGAGCGUGGAAGGAGCAUGGGAAUGAGUAGUUUGAGUGAGAGGGAGGAGCAUGUGGACUGUGUCCAAGCGCGCGGUCACCCGCUGUGUCUCAGUACCAGUGUGCAGACGGACCCCAGCUCCACACUCACCACUCAGCCUGUCACAGUCCUCACAGCAUCCCUUCCUCCUCUGCCUGUGCCCAGUCCUGUAGACUCCUCCUGCUCUCCCUGCUCCCUGUCCUCACUACUGGCAUCCCCCAUGUCCCCUCCUCCUCCACCUCCCCCUCCACCUCCCCUGCCAAUUAAGGAAGAGCUUUUGCCUUCUGGGAGCCCAGCCCGGCAUGGGCAGAAGGUUGAGGGGAAGAAUGCAGCAGAAGAACUCUCCCUCUGCCCACUUGGUCCAUUUAUGCCUCGCUUCUUUGACAGCAGCCAACUGUUGAGUGCCCGUAAAAAGCUGAGGAAGACUCCAGAGUUUGACUCCGACAGCAGAAGAGUGAGCUCGCCCAUGGACGAGGUGCUAGCCUCCCUGAAGAGAGGCACCUUCCACCUGAAGAAGGUCGACCAGCGGUCUCUGCUUCCUUCCACGGACGACGAUGACCCCAAUAGCAUCCUGGCUCAGAUCAGAAAGGGGGUCAAACUGAGGCGCGUCCCCAGGAACGAGAGAAAGGACAAUGGAGAGCUCCCGGCCUCCACCGACCCUCUGACCAGGAGCAUCCAUGAGGCGCUGCGCCGCAUAAAGGAGGCCUCACCAGAUUCUGACUCAGACGACGACGGGCUGGCCGCCCAUGACUGGGAUAGCUAGGGUUCAACCCUCAGAAGCAACAACUAAUACACACACAGAUGGCUGCACACUCUAACACUGAACACACUGUACUGUAAUGUACUGUAAAGUGCUGCAUUGUACUGUACACACACACACACACACACACACAGUUACUUAUUCACGUUACACUUUACAGUUACUUAUUCACUUUAGCAUACACAGCCCAGUCACACAUAGUGACUAUGCCAUUGCCCGAGUCAUACUGAAUAUCACCAACUGCUCCAAAAGGCUAUGGUCAACCCGUUCCAUUUGUUUUUCACACUACAUUCACCAUCAUGACAGAUAUCAUUCGUGUUUUUAUUUCUACUGUAUGUUACUGUGGUUUUAUUCCUGUAUUUAGAUUGUGAUGUUGUAAAGCUCUGCACUGGCCUUUUGUGGCUACAUUAACAUUCAGAAACGGCACACAACACAUUUACGACUGACAGUUAUUUGUGAAACUGAAAACCUCAUACAAAAAGCUAUUUGUGCCGAGUGUGAGAUGUGUGAUUUUUUUCCACUCGCUCCAGAGCAUAAAAGUGAAAAACUUUAACUGUAACCCAACUACGUAAUGGGUAUGAUUGAUAACUUGGGGUCAUGUGGGAGAUUGAAAAACAAAUAGAAGAUCCUACUGAGAUUUGAAGUGGAUUUAAUGUCCAGAUUUUAAACCAUAACACAAUCACCUCUGCUGAAGCUCUCUUCUAUUUUUUACUAAUGUACUAUGACUGAACCACACUACUGUAUGCUGCACAGCUGGUUUUGUCCAGUCACAUGUGGGUGUGUUAGUGUCCGACAGGACCACUGCUUGUCUAACCUGACUCUGCACAAAGACUGCAAAUCCUUUACUCCGUCACACCAGACUUGUGCCCCUCCCCCGCUCUUGUCUCCUUGCGACCUUCACCAACCUCAACUCUCACCAUCUCUCUGGCUGAGAAAAAAUGUAUCAACCCAUCUGUUCGACCGCAACAUAUGGCCAGGCUGGUGGGAGAUAUGGAGAUUCACAGUAGGCUUAUCAUUUGGUGCCGAAACCAACAACAUCUCUGAGCAGAAGCUGGCCCACCUAGAGUAGGAGAGGAUUAGAUAGAUGAAGGGUCACCUGCAGAGAUGCAGAGGUUCUUUAGCGGGGUGGAGGUCAUGGUUAGUGUCAGUCAUCUUGGUAAAGUGUGGGCAGACUUGGUUGGUGAUUCCCAAACUUCGUAUGUGGGAUAGUCACGGCAGAGCUGUGAAACUAUUCACUCUCGUUUGAAUGAUGGAUGGUUUGUGGGAGGCUAGAUUCUCUCAGCGCUGUAGGGAGUCACUGUGGGCUGAGGAGCAGGCAGGCGUGAUGGAUGUGGUUUCUGCUUCCAUCUUGUUCACUUACUCUCCUCUCCUCUCCUCUAUUGCGUAUUUUCUAAUUUCUUUCACAGCACUCAGUGGACAGAAGCACACAGUAGGAGGUCUGUUACUCACAGUGCUAGAAGUGAAAACAUGUUCAUGCACACAUGGACUCACACAUUAAACUCACGGCCAACAUGUGCAGAAACAUUUUAGUGGCAAAGUGAGUCCACAGCCUCUACCCAUAAGUCUUACAUGAAAGUAUUUCAGCACUUUCAUGGUACAUAGUACAAACUCUGAAUCACUUUAUCUGUACAGUAACAACUUUUUUUUUGAAUCACUGGUGAAACAUAUCUGCUGUAGAUGAGUCUGUUUAAAAGCAUUGAACAUGUGAAACUGCACCUACAGAGGUGUGAUGGAAGGACAGUAUGAGAGGACCUGUGGAGAGGUUUUAUCAGCAGAGGAAUUUACGCUAGCAUACAUGUUAACAUGAAGCAAAAAGAUGUGAAUUCAUAAACACAUCUCUGAGUCUGAAACAGCCCCGGUAUGCACCGUCUCAAAACACUUUGAUGCAAAGAUUUGUGCUUUUUCUCGUUAUUGUGUUGAGACGUUCUCGGUUUAAUCAUGAACGGGCACUCAUGUAGAAAGAGCAGGCAUGGACGUAUAUGUCACAUUUAUUCAGCUUGAAAAUAGCUCAGUGCUAAAGAGAGUUUAUUGUUUUCCUGGCAGACCAAACCUGAGGCACUUUUACAUGUCUCCUGUCACUGUCAGCACUAUAUGUUCGUCUAUGGUGUCCUCAUUAUGUAGCAUGAGUCAGAGAUCUAACCCUGACCUGACUCUAAACUUAGACCUGACUUGAUGUCACUAUAACUGAUCAGGGCAGAGUUUCCCAAAAGAUGUUAGCGCUAAUGUUUACGUUGUUCCACUAAACAAUGACCAACAAAGUGCUCACAAUUUUGGGAAACUGGGCUCAGAAUGUGACACCAUGGCCAUGAAUCAACUAUCUAUCACCUGGCUAAUGUUAGAAACACACUGUUAUGUUUUACACCGAUCUUUAUCUAUAAAUAAUCUUAACACAGAUAAUUGUCAGCCAACUGUAAUUUUACAUUGCAUUCCACUGCUUUGUUUGAAUCCUGUUUCUUUCCAAAGCAUUUCCAGCCAAACCUUUUUGUGAUACGUUUGCUCCUGAACAUUUCCUCUGGAGACCUGUUAUCCACACAGGCAGACUAUAUGACCCGCUGUCUGAAUAAGGCAGUCAGACACUUGAGAAGUGCAAUAUCAAUAUGGAGAAGUACAAGCAAAGGGAUGAAACAAGUUAAUGGGUUAUAAUAACUUCAGAUCAAUUGCCUAAAACAAUGGACUUAUUAAUUGCUGCAGUUGUUUUUACACAGUAGUGUAUACACAUACUGUUCCAAGAAUACCUUUUUGCCUUUAGUCCUGCCACUUUCAUUUAUUCAAACCUUUUUUUUCCAUUUACAACCUUGCCCCUGCAUUUGAAUAAAACCCUGUGAAGCAC